This is a messenger RNA of Mercenaria mercenaria, 1354 nucleotides long. RefSeq lists its product as uncharacterized. The record is from RefSeq and is a predicted model, not a curated record. The coding region runs from base 115 to 852 and encodes 245 amino acids. The transcript is spliced from 4 exons. NCBI's taxonomy places the organism in Eukaryota, Metazoa, Mollusca, Bivalvia, Venerida, Veneridae.
AAAGUGGUAUUGCGAAAGACUACAGUUUAGUAUUUUACAUCCAGUUCGCAAAGAAAAUUCGUGUCAUGUUAUAUUUCCGGCAGUUUUGAAGGUGAUUUUUCGCGGAAAAGGGCAAUGUUUUCUGCAGAAAAGUCUGAGAGGAAGAAGACCACUGAGAUACUGAAGUAUGCUUCUGCGGCACAACUUUUACUGGGAGUCGGUUUAUUCGUGUGCGCAAUUGUAGCAGUCGUAAAACAGGAAGAGGAUGAAUAUUAUACAUAUUUUAUUGGUGGCUUUACGUGUGGAGUAUUGGGUGCGGUAGCGGGCAUUUUAGGGUUAUACACGUCAACUAAAGCCUCCUCUUACGACGGCGAUGACGUAUCUAAUCUUCAAAAACAAUUGCGAUGCACGGCGCUUGCGCAGAUGAUCCUUGGAUAUGUAUUGUUUAUGUUGGCAAUAUCUGGAAUCAUGAUGGCUGUAAUUUUUCUUGUUGGUGAAGACACAGAGCUUAAGAUACAUAUCAUACUUGCUGCAUGUAUCAUAGCGGGAAUAGUCUUGCUUUUAUUCGCCACAAUUCCUUCUUUUUGUUCGAUGGGUACAUGCUGCAUGAGUCAAGAAUGCCAAGAAUGUAAAGAGGGAAUGAACCAGACGUACCCAACAACGGUUGGAACAACACAGUACAAUCAAGGCCAAACCGCAUAUGGGCAGCCAGCGGUAUUUACAGCUAAUUAUAGCACUGGAGGAUUCAAUUCAAGUUCAAAUCCGCCUCACUAUCCAGUUUCCCAAACCUUUGGCAUGGGGCAACAGCAGCCUUCUUAUGGAUUCCAGCAAACUGCUACUCCUACAGCACCACCACCGUAUAAUCCAUACUGAAAGAUGUUACAAAUUAUUAAUCAUACAAAAAGGCAUCUCAGGACAUAUAUGAUAGUAACAUGAAUGUAGCUAGGUAUCAAAAUUUUCUGUAAAGAGAAAAAUGAAUUACGCAAAGGGUCAUUCACAGGUACUGCUCUCCCUUAAUUGUUUGUACAUUUGUAUAUCAUGACAUUUUAGGACUUUCUAAAGGGACAAAUUUAGUUAGUAAUUAAGGCACAAAUAAAAGAUAAAUCUAUAGGUUUGUUAAUAAUAGUGGAAUUUUUAACAGAACUACUUUUUUUCUAUAAAGAUUAUUAUGAUCAUAGUUCUGUAUUACAUGACUGAAGCAAAAUACUUCUUAGGAAUAAGAUUAGAGCUGCCCUUCAAUAAUCACAAAAUAGUCGCAACUGAUGAGUCUCUUAUAAAGCUUACUUCCUGUUUUUGAUACGCCAUCGUCUUAGAACGGCAAAUGAUUUAAUUUGUGUUUUUCAUUUUAUUUGUUACGUUGAGCUGACCUUUUUGA